Messenger RNA from Racocetra persica, 568 nucleotides. Lineage: Eukaryota; Fungi; Glomeromycota; Glomeromycetes; Diversisporales; Gigasporaceae. The record is from the annotation of a GenBank genome assembly.
AAAUCUUGUAGAAAUAGAAAAUGAACUUACUGAUUUGCUUAGUUUAUCUGUUAAUAAUGUUAAAGAUUUUGUGCCUGAAGAUGAGCAACAAGAUACCAUCGAAGAGAAGCUUGAAGAUGAAAUAAGGGCUGACUGGAUGAUGCUAGCAGAGAUGGAUCCAAAUACAAUUGUAGUUGGUUCUUCUAAUUUUGGUUUAAAUUAUACUGAUCGAAAUUUUGACUGGAAUGGAGAUAUUAGACAACAGUAUUCAAAUCUUAAUUUUGAUGAUGUAGAUACAUUUAUCUACCAAGUAUUAGGCAGAGAUACUAUUAAUAAUGAGGAUUUAAACAUUCCUUCUGUAGAAUAUUCAAACUUAAAUAAUAAGCAGAUUAGGGUACUUAGUAGAAUUGUGUUGCAUUAUAAUAAAAUAGUAACAAAUAUCACAAUUGAGCUGAUCAGAAUUAUUGUUAUGGGAACUGCAGGAACAGGCAAGUUGUACCUAAUUAAUUCAAUUCAGCAAAAACUCCAAAAGAUAGCAAAAAACAUCAGUGUUGAAUACUCUCCCGUAAUUGUACUUGUAUCAACUGAA